Molecule: messenger RNA, 417 nt
Organism: Durusdinium trenchii
Lineage: Eukaryota; Dinophyceae; Suessiales; Symbiodiniaceae
Source: the annotation of a GenBank genome assembly
AUGAAGACUGGUGUGGCUCUGCCAUGCUGGGGCCUCCAGUGCAACUGGCCCAUGGCUGAGGUUCCUACUCUGCGGGGUGGUGUGGGCAGCCGUCAGCCUUCGUCAAAACGGUCUCUUUGCGCUUCGCCUUUGUCGCCCCAAACGGAAGCGGAAGCGUCUUCGGACGAAGCUUCAACCGACAGAGCGGAACCGUCCGAAGACAAGCUCUCCCAUGCAGGACAAGACGUCAACGAGAAGGCGGCGCAACUGGCUUGCCGUGACUGGUCCCAUAGAAGAGAAUGCCAUUGGUUUCUUUUGCUUAGCAUGCUUGAGAAGUCUGACUCUAGAUUCUAUACAGAUCGUUUCGGCAUUUACUUAUCACAUGAAGCUUCUGCAUUUGUUGGGAGCUGGCCAGGAAUCACAUGGCCAACGUCAUAG